This is a messenger RNA of Lactuca virosa, 534 nucleotides long. NCBI's taxonomy places the organism in Eukaryota, Viridiplantae, Streptophyta, Magnoliopsida, Asterales, Asteraceae. The record is from the annotation of a GenBank genome assembly.
AUGUGUUGGUUGAAUUCUAUGCACCCUGGUGUGGGCAUUGCAAGAGACUUUCUCCUAUAUGUAUCUCAACUCUUUACAUUUAAAGUUUAUGAAAGUCUAGCAGCUGCUUAUAAAAAUAAGAAAGAUGUAGUUAUUGUCAAUCUUGAUGCCGACAAUUAUAAGGAUCUUGGUGAAAAGUUUGUGACCUUCAUCAAUGAGAAAUGCGGCACUAGCCGUUAUGCCAAGGGUCAACUUACUUCCACCGAUGGUUUAAUUGCCGAAUUGGAUAGCUUAGUGAAGGAGUUUGUGACUGCUGGUAGUGAUGAAAAGAAAGCAUUAUAUGCUAAGAUUGAGGAGGAAGUUGGAAAAGUCACCAGUUCUACUUCAAGAUAUGGAAAGAUAUACGUGAAAGAUGCCAAAAGUAGUCUGACCAAAGGUUGUGAUUAUGCUAAGAAUGAGAUCCAACGUCUAGAACGUAUUCUUUCUAAGUCGAUUAGCCCUACAAAGGCGGAUGAAUUUACCCUCAAGAAAAACAUUUUAUCUGCUUUUGCAUGA